AUGUCUUCUCCAAAAACUCGUGCCAAGGGCUCCUCUUCUUCUCGAUCUCCUGCUUAUCUUACUGGAGAUGGGGUCGAUGAUCAUGCAAUCGAGGUUCGUAGUAAACUUCACCUAUAUGCAUGGAAGAAUUUGGAUGAAAACGUCCUUCAUCUGUUUGAAAACACCCUUGUUAUGGGUCUUCACUGGUUUGGCUCGGUGCCGGAAGAAAUGGCAAUUUGUUCAAGGAAGAUGCUGAGGCUCAUCUGUGCUUCCAAAGUUCUACGGCUCUGUCUUCUCAUACCUGGAGACGAGAACUUGCUUGCUGCUACUUUGUGCUUCUGGAAUUCCGCCAGCAACACCUUCGAUUCUCGUCUGGGUUGCAUUACUCCGACUCUGCUGGAUCUGGCUCAAAUAUUUGGGUUCAGGGCCCAUCAGAGGCCUGCUGAUGCUGUUGGUGACUACCAUAAAGGAAAGAAUCGAGGGAGAUUGGCCAAGCCUUUCCCCAUUCCUGCUGCCACGAUUAAUCAGAAUUGUUCCUUCUCCAAUUUUUUAAAGAAGUUUAGUACUGAAAAGGAUAAGGAUCAGUAA
Messenger RNA from Prunus armeniaca (apricot), 567 nucleotides. The record is from the annotation of a GenBank genome assembly. NCBI's taxonomy places the organism in Eukaryota, Viridiplantae, Streptophyta, Magnoliopsida, Rosales, Rosaceae.